Molecule: messenger RNA, 1958 nt
Organism: Durio zibethinus
Lineage: Eukaryota; Viridiplantae; Streptophyta; Magnoliopsida; Malvales; Malvaceae
Product: adenylyl-sulfate kinase 3
Biological process (GO): sulfate assimilation
Molecular function (GO): ATP binding; adenylylsulfate kinase activity
Source: RefSeq, a predicted model, not a curated record
AAUCAAAUUUUUUCCAAUAAAAUUAACUGAUUCCCUUUCUUCUUUCCUAUGUCUAUGCCGUCUUCAGCUCCAGCCAUCCUUUUCCGGUUUCACAAGAAAACGCUGUUUCUCUCUCUCUUUUGUUUCUUUCAACUUUACGUCUAAAAAAAAAAGCAAACUUGUAAACAUUUCAACUUUCAGCAGGCUUCAUUCUUUCUCUGUCAGAGAAUCAAAGACUAGGGAACUUAAGAUGUCGACAAUGGGAAAUUCAACAAAUAUAUUUUGGCAAGAAUUACCAGUUGGGAAGCUUGAAAGGCAGAAGCUCCUUAACCAGAAGGGCUGUGUUGUAUGGAUCACGGGUCUCAGUGGAUCAGGUAAAAGCACACUUGCAUGUUCACUAAGUUGGGAACUGCAUACAAGGGGAAAGCUAUCUUACAUACUUGAUGGGGACAACCUUCGGCAUGGAUUAAACAAGGAUCUUGGUUUCAAGGCAGAAGAUCGAACAGAAAAUAUACGCAGGGUUGGUGAAGUGGCAAAGCUCUUUGCAGAUGCUGGUUUAAUCUGCAUUGCCAGUCUAAUAUCUCCGUACAGGAAAGACCGUAAUGCAUGCCGUGCAAUGUUGCCAGAUGCUAAUUUUAUAGAGGUUUUCAUGAACAUGCCACUGGAAUUGUGUGAAGAGAGAGAUUCAAAAGGUCUUUACAAGCUUGCACGUGCUGGAAAGAUUAAAGGUUUUACUGGCAUAGAUGAUCCUUACGAACAGCCACUGAACUGUGAGAUAGAAAUAAAUCAGAAAGAUGGAAUUUGCCCCACACCGGGUGCCAUGGCAGGGGAAGUGGUUUCUUACUUGGAGGAGAAAGGGUAUCUGCAAGAUUAGUGACUAACUCUCUGUUGACAUAGUCAAGUGUUCUCGAAGGCGAUCAUAUUUAAAACUUUACUCUUUGGAUCCAAUUUUCUUGCUGCAACACCACUUGCUCAGAUGGUGGUUAGUUAGUUCUAAUUACAUCAUCUAGUAGUUUGAAAUGAGUAUUCUUUUGUCCAAGUAAUUGUUAUUUUUGAGUGACAGGGUUUCGAGUUAUGGGCACAUCCGGUCAUUAACAAUCAUUAUUUUACUGGAAAUUCCAGAUUCUGGUCCUCGAAUUUGUUACUUAUAUUCUGGAUAUAUGUUAAUGAACACCACCUGUGCCUCAGAUUGAAUUUUUUUAUAAUAUAAUUACGGUAUAUUCUACUCCGAAAGGCAAGUGCAUUUGGUGCACUUCUUCACUGGAGGUGAAAGCUUUUCUAGGUAUUGCCCUGGUUAUACAAUGUCAUGGAAUGGAAUUACCACGAUGUUUAAGCAUGGUAGCAAAGUAGUCCUGGCUGGCUUAAACUCCUGAGUGGUGCAUUCAGGGUUGGUCCUGAAAAAUGUGGUAUGCAUCUUCAGGUCCGAGCUGUGUGGAUUGCACGCUGCGGAAUUUGGUAAGCUGUUAACGGCAAAGUGCCUGUGAGCAGCAUGUGUUAGCCCCAACAAAUACACCUUAGGUCAUAAGCCAUGGCUGAUGCAAGUCUGCAUAAUCUUGAAUAACUCUAGGUUUCAAUUUUAUUCACAUUUCAUUCUGUUACAAGGUGCAGCCUGAAGACUGAACCAAUUACAAAUGGUAACAGCUAUGAGCUAACCCUAACUGAAUUAAACUGACUUCGAACUUUGAAUGAUCCUUAUUUAUUAUGAUUAUAUUAAGUAAAAUUAUUACUAAAAGGCAAGAUAUUUAUAUAUAUAUAUAUAUAUAUAUAUAUAUAAAGUUGAAGAAGACAAUUAAAUUAAAACGGACCGUUUUUGUUAUUCAUGAACAGCAAGGCACCAACGACAAGAAGGAUAAUAUUUAUGAACUUUACUAUAUUCCUAUGCCUAAACGACUAACGACCCAACCUUAACCUGCUUCUGACGACGCCGUAUUCUCCGGAGACGGAACCAUCCAGAAAUGAGCUUCACGCCUCAGCUCCAU